This is a messenger RNA of Cercospora beticola, 1591 nucleotides long. RefSeq names its product NAD(P)-dependent alcohol dehydrogenase. Gene Ontology annotation, biological process: D-sorbitol catabolic process. NCBI's taxonomy places the organism in Eukaryota, Fungi, Ascomycota, Dothideomycetes, Mycosphaerellales, Mycosphaerellaceae. Gene Ontology annotation, molecular function: zinc ion binding; L-iditol 2-dehydrogenase (NAD+) activity. The record is from RefSeq and is a predicted model, not a curated record.
UAAUUGUCCCGCCGAAUGUCCAGCUCCGUCACGAGCUCGUCAAGUGGGCUGUUGUCAAAAUGUAGUCUCAGCAAUCACGGCUGAACUGUUCAGCAACAAAAAGUUAGGUUCCUCACCGCAAAGCAUUGCCUCCUCAUUCACUCCUCCGAGUAAACCUCAUCCUCAAACAGUCCACAAGAUCCUUGGAAAUUGUUAAAAAUGGGUGCGGAGAACCUGUCCUUUGUCCUCGAGAAGGCCGGGAGUGUCAAGUUCGAAGACCGUCCUGUACCUCAGCUGAAAUCGCCCUACGAUGUCAUUGUUAACACGAAAUUCACUGGGAUCUGCGGCAGCGAUGUCCAUUAUUGGGUUCAUGGCGCCAUCGGCCAUUUUGUCGUAAAAGAUCCAAUGGUCUUGGGCCAUGAGAGCAGCGGUGUUGUCACACAGGUGGGCGAGGGUGUGAAGAGCUUGAAAGUUGGCGACCGAGUCGCAAUGGAGCCUGGUGUUCCCUGCCGAAGAUGUGUGAGAUGCAGAGAAGGAAAGUACAACCUGUGCCCGGACAUGGCAUUUGCUGCUACUCCGCCGUUCGACGGCACGCUGGCAAAAUACUAUGCACUACCGGAGGACUUCUGCUAUAAGCUGCCAGAGAGUGUGUCACUCGAGGAAGGAGCAUUGAUGGAGCCAUUGGCAGUUGGUGUGCACAUCUCGAAACAAGGGCAGGUGAAACCGGGUGACAGUGUUGUCGUGUUUGGCGCAGGACCUGUCGGUCUCCUAUGCAUGGCUGUAGCCAAGGCUUUUGGGGCUUCCAAGAUCGUCGCCGUUGACAUCAAUGCUGAGCGUCUCGACUUCGCAAAGAAAUACGCUGCGACACAUGGUGUGCUCUCACAGAAGGAGUCUGCAGAGGAUGCUGCACGACGCAUUAUUGCUGAUGCCGAACUCGGACCUGGUGCGGACGUUGUCCUUGACGCGAGUGGAGCUGAGCCAGCCAUCCAGACGUCAAUUCACACUCUGCGAGUAGGUGGAAACUACGUGCAAGGUGGCAUGGGUAAGAGCGAUAUUGUGUUUCCAAUCGCUGCGAUGUGCUCCAAGGAGCUUAACGUCAAGGGGUCUUUCAGAUACUCCGCCGGUGAUUACCAGCUAGCCCUGCAGCUGAUCGAGAGCGGGCGAGUGGAUGUCAAGUCUCUCAUCACUGGAAAGGUGAAAUUCAGGGACGCAGAGAAGGCUUUUGGAGAUGUCAAGGCCGCGAAGGGUAUCAAGACGCUGAUCGAGGGCGUCGAAGAGUAGGCAGAAGUUGUUGGAGAUCGCCAGUAGAAGGCCAGACCAGCACAAGCUUGCGAGCUGGGAAAAAUCUCCGAGAGUAUACCAAGCGGAUAGGAGAGAGCCUCCUCGGCACGAGAAGAGCGAAACGGCUGUCUGAGUUUCUUCUGGAGGCGCUGACCAGAAAGAAAUCUGGAGCAAGCAUGCGUGUAACGUGUAACCCAAGGCUGGAGUCUCGAAGUACAUAGAACGCCCUGCACGUCCCAAACAGGUGUGCUGGAACAUCGACAAUGUUUCCACUCUCACUGGCGCGUCGCCUAUGCGGGAUGUCAAGAUAGAAGUACAGUCGUCUUGUAUU